Baudoinia panamericana UAMH 10762 is the source of this 717-nucleotide messenger RNA. RefSeq lists its product as uncharacterized. The record is from RefSeq and is a predicted model, not a curated record. Lineage: Eukaryota; Fungi; Ascomycota; Dothideomycetes; Mycosphaerellales; Teratosphaeriaceae. The coding region runs from base 201 to 611 and encodes 136 amino acids. The transcript has a single exon.
CCAUACCAGAUGAGGACUGCGGCAGUGUUGUAGUCCCACCCUCGAUUACAGAGGCGUGGGACAGGCAGUACUACUUCCUCAGAACCGUCUCGUUCACGGACUCGCCAGAGCAACUCUGAUUCGUUGCGCCGAUGGCAUGAUCGAGUGACGCUGGGCGGACGAACGACAACGUCACUGCGCAGAGUGGUCUAUGUCUUCGUAUGGCCUCGAGGUUCCGUCAUAGGACAGCUGCAAGCCAGGUCGAGCAGUUCGUGGCAGCUAUGGCGUCUGUCUGCUAUUCGGCCGCUCAUGACUUGCCAUGCACUGCCGAAAGCAGCAUGGCGUGUGACCAACAACAUCUUCAAGCUUCGCUUGAUGGCAUGCGUCUCUCUUGCUGGCAGAAGAUGACGUUCCAGGCGUUUGCACGCAACCCGUGUCGGCAACGUACUGUUGCCUUCCCUGCUCGAGACUCAUGGCAAUACUCCUCGAUCGCGUUCAGCUCUCAUCUUGCAUUGCAGCACGUCUGCAUCGCCAUAGCCAUAAAUGCUGCGCUGGUGCUGUUUUGCUCCAGUUUGUCCGGCGAAGUUGCACUGAGCGCGGCUGAGCGGGCUUCGGGCGGGGAUGCCGAAUGAAGGGCGCGUAUGCGUUGUGCUGCAGCGGCAGCGACGGCUUCAUUCGGCGUCGCUCUAACGACUCUGAAUCGAUGCCUGCGUGUUGGUCGUGUCGAGGAUGUGGUCG